ACCCACCAGGCAAUACCAUACGAAUAUUAAAUAACAGGUAGCCCAUUUAAUUAUUAGUCAAAAGCAAUCGACCUGCACAUAACCGUUUAACUGACCAAUUGUUGUUUUGUUGUUUGAUUGAGAAUCGAAUUAAAAAACAAAUAAUCAAAGGCCAUACGGUAUCUUUUCAGAUCGUCAAUCUGAACAUAUGCUAAAGUGUUGUUUGUUGCAUUUGUUUUUUAAAUAAAUCAGAUUGCAUUUUCUCAUUUAGGAAUGGACGAGAUGAUCAAGUGCAGGCGCAUGACCAAGUACGAGCAGGCGACGAGGCCGCAGUCGGCUGCAUCCAGGCAGGAGACCGAGAUGAUGAACAAGUCGAAAAGGGAGGCGGCUGUGACAAAAGACGCCCUGGAGAAGGUGAGACUCCUCUGUCAGUCCAGAGGCACGACCGGCUUCCUCGAGUUCGGCAGGGCUUUGAGGAAAGGGACGACCGAGAACAUGAACCUGGAGGAUUUCGAGAAGGGGAUGGCCGAGGCCGGAGUCCAGCUGGACAAGGACGAAGUCGCUGAGCUCUUCGAAAAGCUGGACAAGAGCGGUUCCGGGACCGUCACUCUCAACGACGUCAUAUCCGCUGUGAUGCCGAAGCUUCCCGAGUCGAGGGUGAAGACCAUCAGCGACGCCUUCGACAAGCUGGACAAGGGGAACGAGGGUGCCAUCACGAUCGACGGGAUGCGAGGCCUCUACUCCGUCAAGAAGAACACGAAGUUCCUAUCCGGAGAAGAGACGGAAGAAGAGAUCAAACAGAAGUUUUGCUCAAUUUUCGAAAAGGGGAUGAGCUCUGGGAAGAUUUCCAGGGAGGAGUUCUUCCACUACUACUACGGCAUCUCGGCUUCAAUCGAGUCCGACAUUCACUUCGAUCUCAUGAUGCGACAAACUUACAAGCUCUAAUUUCUAGUCCGUCUGGCGAGAAAUGUCGCGUAGCUUUGGCUCUUCUAGGACAUUUCUCUGUGUCAUUUGAUUAGAAAAUAAAAUCGAUUUAUUAAAAUAA
This is a messenger RNA of Cimex lectularius (bed bug), 1024 nucleotides long. Its product is annotated as calcyphosin-like protein. Bases 253 to 924 code for a protein of 223 amino acids. The transcript is spliced from 3 exons. The record is from RefSeq and is a predicted model, not a curated record. NCBI's taxonomy places the organism in Eukaryota, Metazoa, Arthropoda, Insecta, Hemiptera, Cimicidae. Gene Ontology annotation, molecular function: calcium ion binding.